UCGCAUCGAUGGUUUGAGAGCAGAUGAGGAAAGAGAAAUGAUCCGACAAACGUCAGAAGAUGUAGAAAGAGAGAGAGAGAGUCUUUCACCGCGAGGACGGUUCGAAUUGGAUCCGUGUCCAGUUCAGCGCGCUAUCAGAUUAUUCGGCCUUAAAGUCUUUCCGAAGAAACACGUGCAACAUCCUCCGUAGCGUAGCGCCCCGUAGGCUUUGGGGCUGGUCCACAUAGUUAUUGACUUUCUACAGUUGACCAAGUGCGGUAUCGUGCGUAUGUGUGUGUAUGUGUGCGUAUGUAUAUGCGCAGGAGCUAGCGCGGAUCAAUGAUAUCACUCCUUUCGACUCGCGGGAUAAAAGAACGGAGCUCCAGGGGGGAAACCAGCAGAAGAAAACCCAGGCCGAACAAAAUAAAGGAUAAUUGGAUUCAAUAAAUCAUCGUUUCAGAGCGGUCGAAGGUGCUUCCCUUUCUCGCAGCGUGUUAUUUUUGUGAUGUUUUUCGGUUAUCGGAUUGUUCUGUUGUAGCCGUAUUUGUUGUUUUUGUUUCGUGCCGGGUCGAAUCAAGUUUGGCAGCCAGAGCCCGAUCCGUCCGGUGGGUACUUUGACUGAAAACGGGUUCGUCGCUUUGGAAAGCGAAGGAAUUUAUCCUCUCAGUUUGCUGUUGCCGUGAAGUGAAGAGCUAGAAACUCGAGAAGACAGCGCCGAAUAGGAAAGCCGACCAGAUCUCGCUCGCCAGGGGACAUCAGUCAGGCCUGAUAUAGCAGGUGACAGUUGGUUGUGAUCGACACCGAGGGAUCGGAAUUCUUUCGAGACUUGUUGAUUCGAUAAACCUUAGCUCCCGACAUGAGGAGCUUACGGUGGGCUCCUUGCGAGCUCUGGGAUUUACUUCGGAUACACCUACUGCUGGCAGUAUUUCUGUUCAACGUUGCUGCCCCAGCGAACGAAAUAUGGCCAGUGGAUCGACCUGAUGGAAUGCCACAGAUUACCGCACUCGAGGUGAUGUGCGGUAAGGAUCAUAUGGAUGUACACUUGACUUUCUCGGCCCCGUUCGAGGGGAUCGUCAGUUCGAAAGGCCAACACAGUGAUCCACGAUGCAUCUACGUACCACCGUCGACAGGAAAGACGUUUUUCACGUUCCGUAUUUCGUACUCACGCUGCGGAACAAAGCCGGAUCUGAACGGACAGUUUUACGAGAAUACCGUCGUUGUUCAGUACGAUAAGGAUCUGCUGGAGGUGUGGGAUGAAGCCAAACGAUUACGUUGUGAAUGGUUUAAUGACUAUGAAAAGACCGCUUCCAAGCCACCGAUGGUCAUUGCCGAUCUGGAUGUUAUUCAGCUUGACUUUAGAGGUGACAAUGUGGACUGCUGGAUGGAGAUUCAACAAGGCAAGGGUCCUUGGGCACCAGCUGUCAGUGGAAUUGUUCCACUCGGAUCAACGAUGACUCUGGUGGUGGCCAUUAACGACUUCCGCGGUGAGUUCGAUAUGCGAGUCAAAUCAUGCAUAGCUUCCGACGGAGCAGGACAUGUGAUCAAAUUGUCGGAUGAAUACGGCUGUGUGCUGCGACCAAAGAUGAUCUCACGCUUCCUGAAAGCUCGGGCUCCCGACGAUAAGGCUUCGGUUAUUACGUAUGCCUUCUUCCAUGCGUUCAAGUUUCCUGAUGCGUUGAGUGUUCAUAUCAAGUGUAAGGUCGAGAUCUGUCGCCAUGGAUGUUUAGAUCAUUGUCAACAUAGUGCUGGACCGGCAGGCAAACAUCAUGAUCUAUUGGAUCGGAAAGAUACACUAGACAGUCAUCAGAACAAUAACGAUGUGCUACAGAAUUCAGCAGAAGAGGAAGCAGGAAGUAACCAGCAGGACGUUUUCUAUGAUGACAUUAUCCAUACCGAUAAGAACUUCAAUCAGCCACCACCGCCACCUCCUCCGGCUCUGAAAAAAACAAUGCUAACACCUAACAUUCAAAAGAAAAAGGAUAACGGUUACUUACAGUACCAUCAUCAUCAGCAUCGCGAUCCUAUCGAUGAGUUGGAAUCUCUAUUCCUUAGCGAUCACUCCAUGAUGCCUGCGGAAAUGUUGAAAAAACAACCUCCACAGAUGCAUCAGCCACCGCCCCCUCAGAAACAACCUCUGAAAUCCACUCCAGAGGACGAGAAGUUUCCACAGGGACCCCGUCAGAUGGAUGCUGAGAAACGUAUGGGACUACCGGCCGUUGCUGGACCACGUGCUCUCAAUUUAGACGCAGAAGACGUCCGGAAUCCAGUGUACCAGAAUGAGGUGCCCUCGAAGCACCGUGCUCGCCGUUCGAUCAAAAUUACCGACCGGAAGGUUCGGUCCGCCGAUGUCGGUGUAAGCGGAAUCUAUGAGGUCAUUUCCGAAGCCGAUCUUGCAUUUAAUCCGGACAAUAAGCAGGAAGCGGUAACUGUGUUCCAAGGAAAGAUAGCCGAGGAUGUUGUCUAUGGGAUUUGCAUGCCAGUUCCCGGUUUUAGCAUUCUGUUCAUUCUGGUCAUAUCGGCAACCAUAAUCUCGGCAUUGAUCGCCGGCUCGUUGCUCUACCGAUAUCAACUGCAGAAAGAACUGUCUAAGCAACAGCAGGGCGGAGUGUCAGCCACCGGACAUCUUCCGCCGAACAAUUUUGCUAACUGGAUGACGCUGAGAUUGUUCCGAUCGAGACAACAGCAGGCAGCCGCUGCUGCGGCGGCUACUCUGGCAGCGGCGGCGGCCACUGGAGCUCACGGUUCCGUGGACAUCAGCACCACAUCUCAGUGAGAUCAGACGUGGUAGUCGAUGCGAAAAAUAUGACAAGAGCGCAUUUGAUUUAAUCGGAUCCGAGAGCGAGAGGGCAAGUCAGUUGAAGUGAGGCAGGUGGGCGUAAUCUUCGAAAAUUUAUGAUGUUGUUUCGUGACGGAGAUGACUGCUUUGGCAGUUAGUUGUUUGCUGACCUAAACCUUAUCACGACCAUAUGCUUCUUUUCGGGUUUAUUGCAAUAUUUGUUUAACACACGCACGUGUCACGCCGUAAAGGAGUAAAGUAAUUGAUUAUUUAUGGUAGAGAAAAAUGCGAAAAAAAACUUGAAGUAGAUAGUAGUAAGUGAAGUAAAUUGCGAGACGAGUGUUCUGAAAGAGCAACUGGAGCAAAUUUGCAACCGUUUGAUUUACGGUAUUCGUACGUUUGUUUUUUGUUUUAAUUUAGCUAUGGUCAGACUUUGCUCAAACUGAUCUUCUGAGUUGUGCCCGACACACAUCAAAUGUGCGCACUCGAUGAAGAAAACAAAGAUUAUUCGAUACAUUGAUAGAAGUAACGUAUAACAUUGUUAAGUAACUUGGUAAAGCAAUAAUCAACACCCGGCAAGUGUUAUUAGUUCACUGAGUGGCAAUAUUUUUGAUAGCCACCAUUAAAUAUAGAGUAUACAGGAGAGAAACAAUGCUCAAUCAGUAUAGUUUUAAACGAGAGGAAUGCUAGCAAUUAACGACUAACGAAUAUCUAAGUUAUUUAAUUUAUUGUUUUGUUUGUUCCACUAGUUGGUGGAUCGAGCCACGUGACAGCCAAAAGGAGGACUGUCAACUACUGGAACAAAAUAUCACUGCUAGCAAUUAGAAGGUUUUGUAGAUGGGAGAAAAAGAACUCCACUAUCGAUAGUUGAACGAAUCACAGUAUUGUAUAAAAAUA
Messenger RNA from Malaya genurostris, 3652 nucleotides. RefSeq lists its product as uncharacterized. The transcript is spliced from 6 exons. The record is from RefSeq and is a predicted model, not a curated record. Lineage: Eukaryota; Metazoa; Arthropoda; Insecta; Diptera; Culicidae. The coding region runs from base 836 to 2752 and encodes 638 amino acids.